UAGAAACCGGAAGAAACAUGGGAAUGCUAAAGUAAACAUUAGUAUUUCGAGACAAAUAAGUAUCUUGUUUCUUUACUGCUUUUUGUCCACUUACGACAGCAUGGUCCGGUGUUUCCUGAUCCACACCGUGUGUCCGGUCAGCGGUCUGUCUGCCGGGGAGAGCAGGGUCCUGUACUCCCGGGUUUUCGGUCCAGAUGAAGGAGUCCUGACCGAGCAGCACCGGGAGCUCGGUCCGGAGGAGAGACGACUACUGCAGAAGGAGAAGGUGGCGGUGGUGGCGAGGCAGGUGAGGAGCGCUGUCUCUCUGUCCCGGGAGGCUUCAGGCCGGCUGCCGGUGGAGACGGUGCCGGGUGAGGAAGCUCUGGCCCUGCAGGAGGCCACCUGCGGAGUGGUGCGUCUGAGAGCUGGUGAGCCCUUCUCUGAGGAGAUGAGCGCUCUGUGGAUGGGUGUCCAGAAUCUCGGCUUCACGCUGGUGUGUGAGCCCCACGAGAACCUGCUGCUGGCCGAGGGAACCCUCCGCAACCUGACCCGACACUGCCUGGAACAGGCCCUGUUGAAGAGCAGCCGCAUCGACGCUGUGCUCAGCCGCCUGCUUCCUCACGGCCAGCUCCUCUUCCUCAACCACCGCUUCGCCCAGAGUCUGGAGAAGGAGGUGGCAGCCUACAUGGCCAAGUGAGCCACCGCGGCCGGCCGGUAUACGGCGGCCAUUUUGAGGUCAGUGUCUGGUCACCUGGUCACAGUCUCAGUCUGAGCUCUCAAACAAACAAGUCGGCUGCUGUUUACCUUUGGUGGCGUUUCCGCGGCGCUGGGAGAAGAACGUACUACUGGCAGCUGCUGUUUCAAAUUGUGUGAGGUGGUAAACACACACAGAGUGGUAAAUAUCUCCCUCAGCCACUUGCAGCUCACUGUUGACUGUUUACUGUGUGGGAGGCUUCAGUUCAAAUCCUGUUUGUCAAAUUGAAGAGUGGAAAGGAAAAUGUGGCAGAUUAAAGAGUGCAGCUGAAGAGGCCAGUUAAAACCUACUCAUCUGCAUCAAAGACUGCUAUUUAUCUAAAUCACCACACUUGAAAUGUCACAGUGUGACCUUGAGAGACCAGACUUGACCCGUUUUGUGACAGUAAAUGAAUCUCAAAGUGCAUUAUUGCCUCGUCGUGACCUCUAACUGAGCUUUUGUUCCUGAAGAGUAGGAGGAAACCAGAAUGGGAUUUUGUCUUUCUGCAGUUGAAGGUAUGAUUCAUCUCAUAGUAACAAAACGGUAGAAAUGGAGCAAAGAAAAAUCAAAGUCAAAGCAGUUUAAUCUCAUAUUGAACCAAAAAUGUCAGAAUUUUUGAGACAGUGAGGACAAUGAAAAGGCAGGAGAUGACAUGAAAUAUUAUAAAAACCACCCUGAAUGAAUGCGGAGAUGUUGGCACGCAGAAAACAGGAAAUGAUGACGAGAACAAAAAUGGAAACAUCCAGACACAACAAAUAACAAAUGUUUUCCCAUAUCUCGUGAACAUCUGUUGUACCUCCGACUGCGUCUCCCUGUGAAACCAGACUUCCCCGCUCCUCCUCCUGGCCUCAUAAAAGCCUCUUAAACCUCUGUUUUUGUGUUGGCAACCAAAUCCAAAACCAAAGCAGUUCUUUUUUUAGGGAGAAAAAAAAAAAAACCUCUCCCU
Molecule: messenger RNA, 1658 nt
Organism: Seriola dumerili (greater amberjack)
Lineage: Eukaryota; Metazoa; Chordata; Actinopteri; Carangiformes; Carangidae
Gene: ap5s1
Product: adaptor related protein complex 5 sigma 1 subunit
Exons: 3
Coding region: 101-676 (191 amino acids)
Biological process (GO): endosomal transport; double-strand break repair via homologous recombination
Cellular component (GO): cytosol; lysosome; late endosome
Source: RefSeq, a predicted model, not a curated record